AGUGCCAAUUGCCACCAAUUUGCCAGCCCAAAGCAGUACUCUCUCUCAACCACUUUCUCUGAAAAAAUAAAAAGAAAAAGAAAAAUAAAUUCUCUCGUCUCUCCCUUUCUCUCUCAGAGAUUAUUUUUUUAACUGAAAGAGAGUGAGAGAGGAAUGCAAAUGAUCUCUAAAUCUUGUUCUAUGGCUUCCAUUCCUUGCUCAAGGGUGAGGAAUGGGCUUUGUGUAUGGCCAGGUGCGAGACAGCUUUGCCUUAGAAAAGGCCUCUUGUAUGGACUCAUGCACUUACUGUCUUUGCCAUUUAAGACCUUGCGUGGAGCUAGUAAAACACUUAGAGUUGCUGAAUUUUGCAGUGUUUCCAAUAUGUCUUCCUCGUUACAAAUUGAAUUGGUGCCAUGUCUCAGGGACAAUUAUGCAUAUCUUUUACAUGAUGUGGAUACUGGCACAGUUGGAGUUGUUGAUCCCACCGAAGCUGUACCUAUUAUAGAUGCUCUAAGUAGAAAAAACCGAAAUUUGACCUAUAUACUGAAUACUCAUCAUCAUCACGAUCACACUGGUGGGAAUGAAGAGUUGAAAGCAAGGUACGGUGCAAAGGUAAUUGGUCCAGGAAUUGACAGAGAAAGAAUUCCUGGCAUUGAUAUAGUUCUGAAUGAUGGGGAUAAAUGGAUGUUUGCAGGACAUGAGGUGGUUGUAAUGGAAACUCCUGGUCAUACCCGAGGUCAUAUUAGUUUCUAUUUUCCUGGAUCAGGGGCAAUAUUUACAGGAGACACUUUGUUUAGCUUAUCAUGUGGCAAGCUUUUCGAAGGAACACCUGAGCAGAUGCAUUCUUCAUUGGGAAAAAUCACGUCUUUACCAGAUGAUACAAAUAUAUAUUGUGGCCAUGAAUAUACAUUGAGUAAUUCAAAGUUUGCAUUGUCUAUAGAACCCAACAAUGAGGCACUUCAGUCCUAUGCAGCACAUGUGGCCCAUCUUCGCAGCAAGAAUUUGCCAACGAUUCCAACCACGCUGAAGGUUGAGAAGGCUUGUAAUCCUUUCCUUCGAACCUCAAGUGCAGAAAUUCGGCAGUCAUUAAAUAUUCCAGUGACAGCAAAUGAUGCAGAAGUUUUGGGCGUCAUUCGUCAAGCAAAGGAUAAUUUUUAAGAUCAAUUACAGGGUGAGUAUGGCUAUAGUAUAAGUAACCCAAACUCACCUUCUGUCCAUAUAGUUUUGGAUACUUUAAUUUGUUUUUAGUUUUUUAUUGCAAUAUUUGGUUCUUCAAAUCCAUUCGAUGAUGAUGAAAGCUAAUAUCAUAUGUCAAAUGGUUUAAUGUUUAUGAUUGUAGUAAACUUUUGAAAUCAGAUUCAAUUUUACUUGCUAUCCAAAAAUAUAUGUUAAAUAA
Manihot esculenta (cassava) is the source of this 1375-nucleotide messenger RNA. RefSeq names its product hydroxyacylglutathione hydrolase 2, mitochondrial. The transcript has 8 exons. Bases 154 to 1137 code for a protein of 327 amino acids. The record is from RefSeq and is a predicted model, not a curated record. Gene Ontology annotation, molecular function: hydroxyacylglutathione hydrolase activity. NCBI's taxonomy places the organism in Eukaryota, Viridiplantae, Streptophyta, Magnoliopsida, Malpighiales, Euphorbiaceae.